AUGUUCACAAGUCCCAGUGUUACUACUGGCAGUGCUGAUGCCACUACAAAUGCAGCAGUGGCAACAACAACAACAACAACAACAACAACAACAACAACAACAACAACAACAACAACAAUAACAACAACAACAACAACAACAACAACAACAACAGCAAUAGUGGCAGUAGUAGCAGCGACAACAAUAGCAGCAGCAGCAGCACUAGCAGCUGUUGCACCAGCUGUACUAGCCAUCACUACUACAGCAGUAAUAACAGCAACAGCACUAGCAGCACUAGUAGCACCAGCACUAGUACUAGCAGCACUAGCAGUGCCAGCUGCCUCAGUUUCAAGUGCUUCUUCAUCAAAGGCUCCUAGCCAGAAAAAGGGCAGUGGUAAUGGUAUGUUGUACAUAGGGAAGCAGCUUGUCACAAGGAAUAUAUGUGCAUGGCAAUGGAAAAAACAAUUUCUAAAAGGAACGACUAACAAAUUUAAUGUUUACUGGUCCAGUCUCUCUCCAGAUGAACUUACAGUAUAUGACCAUCUCAAGCAAGAACAGAAAAUGAAUAUUGUACAGUUGUGA
This is a messenger RNA of Heterobasidion irregulare TC 32-1, 561 nucleotides long. RefSeq lists its product as uncharacterized. Bases 1 to 561 code for a protein of 186 amino acids. The transcript has 5 exons. The record is from RefSeq and is a predicted model, not a curated record. Lineage: Eukaryota; Fungi; Basidiomycota; Agaricomycetes; Russulales; Bondarzewiaceae.